AUGCGGCCUUUGACAGAAGAGUCCCGAGUGAUGUUUGAGAAGAUCGCGAAAUACAUCAGGGAGAAUCUGCAGCUCCUGGUGGACAGGCCCGACGGCACCUACUGUUUCCGACUGCACAACGACCGCGUCUACUAUGUGAGUGAGAUGAUCCUGAAGUUGGCCGCCAACAUCUCCGGGGAGAAGCUGGUUUCACUGGGGACGUGUUUUGGAAAGUUUACCAAGACCCACAAGUUCCGGUUGCACGUUACAGCGCUUGACUACCUUGCACCCUAUGCCAAGUAUAAAGUGUGGAUAAAGCCUGGAGUAGAGCAGUCCUUCUUUUAUGGAAACCACGUGCUGAAAUCCAGUCUGGGUCGAAUCACUGAAAACACUUCUCAGUACCAGGGAGUAGUGGUUUACUCCAUGGCGGACAUUCCUUUGGGUUUCGGGGUAGCAGCAAAGUCUACUCAAGACUGCAGAAAAGUGGACCCCAUGGCUAUUUUGGUGUUUCAUCAAGCAGACAUUGGGGAAUAUGUGCGGCACGAAGAGACACUGACUUAGGAUGGUCAUCCCAGGACCUUUUUGCUGUGUGAAGGGACUUAACUUUGUUUCCUGUGUGCGGAUAUCAUCAUGUUAGAUUUGGACAGCACUGAUAUAUGCAACUUGGAUUCUUACUCAACGGAAAUGCCUAAAAAUAGGAUUCCAGGCCCACUUUGACUACUUGGCAAGUUCAAGGCUAGCCUGGACUACGUGGUGAGA
Messenger RNA from Myodes glareolus (Bank vole), 738 nucleotides. Lineage: Eukaryota; Metazoa; Chordata; Mammalia; Rodentia; Cricetidae. The record is from RefSeq and is a predicted model, not a curated record.